Messenger RNA from Terrapene triunguis (Three-toed box turtle), 2026 nucleotides. RefSeq names its product Ras interacting protein 1 (gene RASIP1). Gene Ontology annotation, biological process: signal transduction; angiogenesis; regulation of GTPase activity. Lineage: Eukaryota; Metazoa; Chordata; Testudines; Emydidae. Gene Ontology annotation, molecular function: GTPase binding. The transcript is spliced from 7 exons. Gene Ontology annotation, cellular component: cell-cell junction. The record is from RefSeq and is a predicted model, not a curated record. The annotation marks the transcript as partial.
CGGCGCCCCCGGCACCAUGUUCUCGGAGGAGCGGAAGGAGGGCAGUCCCCGCUUCGGGAAACUCCACUUCCCCGUCGGCCUCUGGAUCAACUCGCCCAAGAAACACUUCGUCAAGAUGAGCCGCCGCUGGCCCAGUGUGGGCUCCGUCAGGUCCACCUCCUCGGACACCGCCAGCCGGGGCAGCGAGACGGUGGAGCUGCGUCCCCCCGGCAAGGCGAAGGCGGGCCGCCACAAGCGCCUCUCCAACCUGUUCCACCGCAGCACCAACAGUGGGGCGGGCGUGGGGGGCGGGCGCUGGGGCAGCGAGAAGAAGCUGGCGGAUCUCAUCGACCCGGUGCCUGAGGACCUGGUGGAGCUGUCCAGCCAGCCCCAGCUGCCGGGCAUCCUGAAGAUCUUUGGGGGAGCCAUCUCCCGGGGGGCCAACUACAAGAGCGUGCUGGCCACGCCACGCUCCACGGCGCGCCAGCUGGUGCGGGAGGCGCUGGAGCGCUACGGGGUGGCGCCGGAGGAGGAGGAGGGGGGCUACGUGCUGUGCGACGUGGUGGGGCGCUUCGAGGGGCCCGGCGGGGCCUGGCAGGCCGAGCACCUGCGCCCCGUGGGCGACACCGAGCGGCCCCUGGUGCUGCAGGACGUAUGGAAGCCCAAGGCCGGCCUGUCGCGGCGCUUCGAGGUGCGGCGUCGGCGCGAGGUGGAGAGGGUUGGCGAGGCCGAGGAUAACGAGACAGCGGGCAUCAACGCCCAGGCGCGGCGGCUGCAGAAGAGCCGCUCACGGGCGGCCUCGGGGGGGCCGGCCCCCAAGGAGCGGGCCGACAACCUGUCCCUGCGCCGCAGCAUAAGCGACAUGAACCUGAGCGCCCGCAAACGGCGAGAGCGCAAGGCCGUGCUGAGCGUGGCGGGCGCCGAGGUGGGGCCGGCCGGCGAGGAGCAGGAGGGGGAGGUGGCCCCGGCCCAGGAGGCAGAGCCGGCGGACGGGGGCACCAAGUCCGGGGAGGCCGAGGACUCGGCGGACGGGGCCAACCUGGAGCAGCUGUCCCAGUGCCUGAUCCAGCCCCCCACCCAGCACCCCUAUUUCCUGCUGCUGCUCGGCUGCGACAAGCAGGAUUUUGUGAUCUACGUGAUGACCCGGCGCCGGCACGUCUUCGGGCGCCGCCCCCAGCCCGACAAAGGGGGCUACGUGGACACCUUCCUCUGUGCCCCGGACAUCCUGCCCCGCCACUGCUGCGUGCGGGAGGCUGAGCCGGCCCUGGGGCCGGCCCUGGUGCGGCCCUUCCGGGGGGCGGCCGUCACCCUCAACGGGGGGGCCCUGGUGCGCGAGGCCGAGCUGCACCCCGGGGACCUGCUGGGGCUGGGCCAGCACUUUCUCUUCAUGUACAAAGACCCCCGGACCCCCCAGCCCCGGCCGGCCUGGCUGCCCCGGCCCUGGGUCUCGCCCGGGCUGGCGGGCGCCUUCUCGUGCCAGGCCUGCGGGCGCUCCCUCCAGGAGAGGCAGGACGCCUUCCAGGCCUACGUGGAGAGCCGGGAGCCCGAGCUGCGCUACCGGCCCCAGGAGGAGGAGGCGCUGCUGAGGGAGAUCGUCCGGCUCCAGGGGGCCACCGCCUUCAACCUGGCCCCGGCCUUCCUCCUGGGCCUGUGCCUGGAGCACUCCACCCGCGUGCUGGAGCCCAGCCACUUCCCCCGCCUGGUGGCCAGGAUGGCCCAGCUGGUCAAGGAGGCCGUCUGGGAGAAGAUCAAGGAAGUCGGGGACCGGCAGCCGGAGAACCAGCAGGACAAGGGCCAGGUGAGGGCGCUCAGCAUCGAAGAGGUGGCGGCCGACUUGCGCCCCCUGAUGCUCUGGAUGGCCAACGCCAUGGAGCUGCUCAACCUGGUCCAGAAGAAAGUGCUGGACAUGGAGAAAGAACUCGACCUGGAGGGAAGUUCCCAUGAUGCUUUGCUGUCCAGCGACCUGGAGACCUGCGACGAGGCCAUGGCGGUGCUGGACGAGGUCAUCAUGUCCACGUUCCAGCAGUCGGUGUAUUACUUGACCAAG